CCCUACCCCAGCCUAUAGCCGCAGAUUCCGAGCAGUUCGCGGCGAAUGGCGGCUGUCAACUGGUGGACGUCUAGGUGCUGAUCCCUCGUCGUUCGUCGUCGUCGUCGUAGUCGUAGGAGUUCCUUUUCACGGGAAUCCAGCCUCCGACGUAGACGGAUAGGAACGAUAACGACGCCUCUCUACCCGGUCGGAUUUCUUCUGGGACGCGAGACGGCGGCUCUCCGCAGCGGUACGAGGAUCAUCGUCGCAUCGCCGCUCGCUUCUAUGAAUUUCUAAUUGAUUCGCACCAAAGCCAAGGCAGCUCUUAUGACAUCUGGAAAGGAAACUACUAUGGGGGAGCAGCCGAUUUUUACGUGCAAGGCACAUGUUUUUCACAUUGAUCCUAAAACUAAGCGAUCAUGGGUAUCUGCAUCCACAGCAGCCGUGUCAGUGUCUUUCUUCUACGAUUCCACUCGCAGUCUGUACAGAAUAAUUUCUGUAGAAGGCAGCAAGGCUGUUAUAAACAGUACUAUUACCCCUCUCAUGACAUUUACCAAAACAUCCCAGAAAUUUGGACAAUGGUCUGAUGUGAGAGCAAACACAGUUUACGGGUUGGGUUUCUCAUCAGAGAGUGAACUAGGAAAGUUUAUUGAGAAAUUCAAUGAAGUCAAGGAAGCAACUAAGCAGGCUGGUGCAAAAGCUCAGACAAAUAGUUCUUCAGUCACUCCGGCCACAAGUGCUAAUGUCAGCCCAAUCACUUCCCGUUCUUGCAUGCCUUCAACUGAACAAGAUCUGAUUGAUCCUCCAAAUUCAUCAAUGAUCAAUUCCAACAUUUCUGCAUCAAACAAUCCAAACCCAAAUGCUAAUAUAAUCUCAGCUCAAAAUAGCAUUUCUUCUGUAAGUGGUAGUCCUUUGCCAGGAAGUUGUAUGCAGAUGAAAGAAGAUGACUAUAAAACAUAUCAUCACUCAAGAUCGCAAAGUAUUUCCCAGCAGCAGAGUACUACUGAUAGUCCUCAGCAUCAAGGAAAGGGACAGCAACAAUUCAACUCCAAUGCUGGUGCUGGUCAAUCAGCAGAAAUGCAACUCAAGUAUGAAAAUGAUAGGCUUAAAUUGGCACUUGCCCAAAGUUCUGCUAAUGCUAAAAAAUGGGAAAUUGAAUUGACCACGCUGAAAACAAACAAUGCUCGUUUGACAAGUGCACUUCAAGAGUCUACAGCUAAUGUUGACGAAUGGAAAAAACAACUUCAGCUUCUUAAAGAAGAGAACGCCAGGGUAAAAGCUAAGUAUGCAGAUUUAGAAGCAGGGAAGAUAGCAGAAGGUAAUUGUGAAGCCCUAAGGUUAAGAGUAGAAGCUCUGGAAAAUGAAUUGAGGACUAGGAACGAAGAAAUCAAGGCUCUCACCAUGGCAUCCAAGAACAAGGAUUAUGCGACUCUACAGAAAGAAAACGCGGAUCUACGAGAAAUGUUGAACGUUGUGCACGAGCAAUUAGACAUCUCUAUGAGUACUAAUAAAGUACAGAAGCAGAACUUGGAGACGGUGAAUAUGCGACUAGCGGGAUACAUACAAGAUUUAGUCACGGUGCAUCGAGAAAUAACAAACACAUUGCAAACUUAAGGCAGCCUUAGGUAACUUUCUACAACACUUACCAGUUAGAUAUACAUAAUGCACAAGUCGAUGACGCGAUAAUCGUGCGUGUGAGACAAAUUAUGUUUAAAAAAUACCUAUUGUUGUUAAUCAUAAAAAUGUCUAGGAUGAAUUAUAUGCGACGUAUGAUUUUACUAGGAACUCGCUUCUUCCAUACAAAUCGCGAGAUUUGGCGUAUGGAAACUAAAAAUUUUACGCAGUAUUAACCAGCACAUGUUAUAUUUUCUUGCAAUCGUCUUCCAGUGAUAAAUGAAUUUUAUUGGUUUUAUUUGCUUAUGAAAUUUAUGUUUGUUGGAGGAACUAUUGUUCUAACAAAUUUAAACAUAUCAUGAGCAUUAAUUUUCGAAAACAUCAGUAGGUAUUUUUGAUUUGAAGUAUUGAAGAAGGGUUUUCUGUUUUCCAAAGUGCAGUAACUGCAGAACUCUAAAAAUAAGUGUUAUUUAUAAGAAUAAUAGGCAUACAUUUUUCAUGAUUUUUAUUUAUACAACUUGGAUUAAAUUUUGAUAAUUUUUUUAUACGCUUUUCUUAGUGCAGAUAGAUUUUUACCAUUACAAUGAUAAUCGACAUCAUUUGUCUCUCACUAAUUUAUUUAUAUGAAAAUAUAAAAGAAAUGAUCGACGAGCAACAAUCGACUAGAUUGCGAAAUCGGAUAAGCGCUAUGAAUCAUGCCAACAAGGUAUAGCCAAAUUUAAAAGAAACGUUUUCAGUACGGGUAUCUGUUUAUGAGGAGAAAUACUACUAAUGACACGUAACCAGACUGAAAAAUCAAUGCGAAACCGUUAUAUUUCAUCAAUUUUCAAUUUUUCAUCGCACUCUAUUAUAACACAUCGAUAGAGCUGAAAGAACAAUAAAAAAAUCAUGAUGACUCAGGUGCAUCUAGAUAGAGUAUUGAGACUGCUAUGUGCUAUAAGAGAUUGACAAAAUAUGAAAUUUAAAACCGUGACCGCAGAGCAAAGAUCUUAUUAUAAUGCCAUAUAUAGAUAUUUAACGUAAUACUUGGUUGCAUCCUUUUCUUUGAGUAGCAGUACAAAAUUAAAAGUAGAAUGCAACAAUGUUAUUAUAAUGUUGCUUAGACUGAGCUAUUAACGAAAUUACGUUAAUUGUUGUAUAAGUAUUCAGUGAUAUCGAUUGUUUGAUAGUGAGUUUUAAAAAAUAUCAUGUUAAAGUCUUAGAAAUCCUUUAAAUUGUUUCUUUGUAUCAAAUCAUGAAGACGAUGCAACUAAUGAGAGAGAGAGAGAGAGAGAGAGAGAGAGAGAGAGAGAGAGAGAGAGAGAGAGAGAGAGAGAGAGAGCAAGGUAGCAAGAGGAAGAAAGUAGGGAGGAAGUAAAUCAAGUUUUUAUGCAAUAUACGGAGUUUUGUAUACUGCUUGGAACUGCUUUUAAAUUAUAAUUACCCGAUAAUUUAGCGUGUAUAAGUGAAGUUUCUGUGCUGUAAUUUUGUUUUGAGUACGUACACAUUCAAGAGUGUCUUGUCCCUUGGACAAGGGAGUUUUUAAAUGUAUCCAGGAUAUUGCUUUUUAUGCAUGUUUAAAGAAAAAAAAAUGAAUGUCCAAGUGUACAAUAACAAAAGUAUAAAGUAAGUUUUAUAAUUAAUAGGUAAAUGAUAAGUAUGAUGGAUUAGUACAAGUUUAAGCAAACUGAUGCUAUUCUGCGUCAACGCGCGGACCAAGAUUAAUUAAUAUAAAAAAAAGAAAUGGCAAUUGUGGACAAGGAUGGCUACUAUAGCAUGACACUUUUCUUAAACUAUGCACGGUCACCGCACUAUCGCGUUGAGUUUCCUUUGUGGCAAUGAACAAAAAAAAACUUAUUCUAGCCUGGACGCAUCGAAAUUUCUUGAACUGUAUAUCUCAUACUUGAUUAGUUCGUUUUCACAGACGCGCGAGACACCCGAAGACAAUAAAUUCUGUUCCGCGAAAAUCAAGUUUCUUCUCCGUUAUAUACACUUUUAGACUGAAAACAUCGAGAUCUUUCGUACUUUUUUUACGCGUAUAUAGACGCUUUUUGAAUGAAUUACAAAAUAAAAAGAAGAAGGCAAUCCUAAUUGCAUACAGGGAAAAAAAAGAUCUUUUGAAACGAAGUUGAUAGUUCCUUUGUGCUGCGACACACAGCGCGUCGCACGGAAGCGCGUGUGUUACGCGUCCACUUGAGAAUUAACUCGUGCGAAUUCUCUCUCUCCCAGCUUCAAUCGAGAGUUCGCCAAAGCUUCCUUUUUACUCUCUUUCGUUAAUUGAACGCGAAACGGUCGCUCGAAUGCGCUAUAUUGUAGGCUUAUUUCUUGCAUCGACAUAAACGCGAAGAAAGUCUGUUGGUUUAAUAUGAAUCUCGAAAAUAUGUAUUAAUUCACAUAUUGUUAUUAUCGUAAUAGCGACGGAAGUAAAAGAUCAAAAUGAUGAAAGAUACAAAUGGAUAUAAAAAAGUAUUAUAGAAGAGAAAAAUCUGCUAACCUUGUUACACAUGCAUAACAAUCAAUGAAAUUCUUCUUACCAUGACAAACCUAUCGAACGCGUUUUUCCCUUCUUUUAUUUAUACACGUGUAUCUAUAAUGAAGGAAAAAAAGGAGAAGGUCUAGCUCUCAUGUAUUCGAAACUCGUAUGCAUAAGUAAUUUACUCUCUUAUUAGUUGUCCUUAAUAUUUAUAAAAGUUGUAGAAGUUUAUAUAAAAUUAUUCUCUAGUUUGACGUCACGGUGCAGUAGAAAGUACGACGUAAUAAUAAAUCUUUUAUAAUCGAUAAUUUAUCCGCGUCGGACUCGACACACACACAUACACCGACGAGUUUUUAAAUAUAAUUUGUAGCUUACGUGUAUCGUAUCUGCAAAAUCGGAAAAUAAAAAAAUAAUCACGUGCAAUUAAAUUUUCGUUACACACGCGCCGCGCGUGUGUAUUAACCUACAUAAUCGUCGACGCAGAAGAUUCUGUGUAAAGGUUUGCUAUAACGUCACGCGGCUGAUCAAAAAAAAAAAAAAAAAAAAAAGUUACUGCACUUUUGUAUCGGUCAACAUAACGAUGCAACGGCGCGUUUACCGAAAUUCCGAGCUGCCGCCCCCGCGAAUUUACGUGUGCGCCUCAGCAUAGCGUUCCUCUGGCAAACAUAACGCUCCAAUUACAUAACGUUUUUUGCAACAUCAUCGCGAAAUAAGAGAGAAAUCCAUAAUACUCUUUGUUCGGGCGCGAGAUAAGCGAGCUUUUUUUAAUUGCGCGUCGCGCGGCCAACUUCGUAUCUCUCGCUCUCUUUCCACGGCGCAGUUCUAAAUUCGUUGGCCGAAAAAGAGGAGAAAAGAAUAACAGGGGAGUUCUUCUCUCUCUCUCUGUCUCUCUCUCGACUCCUUUCGGCAGAGUGACUCGCGGUAACGAGGUCAACUGUUCUAAUUAAAAUUUUCGCGGCUGCGAUUAAUUCGCCGCGACGACGACAACUGCAUAGCGCGAGCGCGAGAGAGAUUCGUUGUGUGUAUAGGUUCGCGAACGCGUGCGUAUACGUAUUCCGCGAGCGCAUAUAGCUAUCGUUUAAUUGGUUCAAUUUCAAGUUUUGCGCUUCGAGAGUCACUCUGUGAAUUCGCGGACGUGCGCGGGAGAGCGACGUCUUAUUCUAUAAUAGCAUUAAGAGAGCAAUAGUUCCUCCGUUGUAAUAACUCGUAAUACGAUAAACUUGGACACUCGGAGUGGCUGCAGCGGACAGUUUUCGUAUUUUAUCGCUGUACACCGGGCUGUUUACGAUCCGUAUACAACACGCACUUGUACAGACCGGAAUAAAGAUCGAUUUGAUUGUGCAUUUUUUUUUAGAUCUUGUUUUGCAAAUAUUAUAAUAAUACUAUGUAAUAUUGAUGAGCUGUGCGUGCGAUCUGAAACUUUUGUAAAACCAUAAGCAAGGCUAAAAUUGUUUGAGAAUGAAUGUGUACGUGUCAAAGCUAAGCUUCUUGAUUGUGGAAGCGAUAACGGCAGAUGAAAAUAAAAAUUAUAUUACAAAAUUAUCUUUUACACUUAUGUAUCGUGACUUUAGCACACUUUGACCGUAAAUGUAAUAAUUUGAUGUACGUCGAUCACUAGCUGCCAAGGCGCAGGUUAUUAUAUUGUACUGUAGAGAGAGAGAGAGAGAGAAAGUUUAUCGUUUUCCUCUUAUAUUGCGCUAAUUUUCGUAUUUUGCUCGAAGAUCCGAAUAAGGCUACGGCGAAACACUUGCAUUUGUUAUGUAGUUGUAUAUCACUCGGCACACGCGAGUUCUAUUACACGUAUAUAACACAAGCCAGCUAUGUUUAUUAUUAUGCAUCUUAUUAUUUCACGCAAUUACCGCACGACUCCUGUAGGUAUAUUUACGUAUACAUGUAAGCGGAGCCGUCCUCGCGAAAUGUGCACAAGUGCGGCCGGCUGUUUUCCGCGGUAAUUGGGCGCCGAGCACUCGAGGGGGCGGCUCGCGCGCGCGAAACAGGAACGUGUCUUUUUUUCUAGCGAGCUUUUUUUAUCCCGCCGACGAGAAAGCUCGAAUUUUCCUUCGUUCGCGUUACAUACCAUUAUAUAUGUGCCGUAUAGUGCGAAAUACUCUGUACAGGGGGAUCGAGGGGAGGGGAGAUACGAGAGGCGAGCCUCGGGAUCAGCUGAUGCAUGAUUGAGGGGAUGUGAAAGUCGACUCGCGCUCGCACCUUCGACCGAAUCUCGGGAGCUUUUCGAAUAUUCAUUAAUCCUCCUUUGCGAGCGAGAGUUACUGCACACCGCGUGUGUGUGUUAUGCCUGUCUUUUGAAAUUCCGGCUAUUUGUUUCUCCGAAGAAAGAGAGCCGAGAGAGAUAUAAACCAAAGCGAACAAAGCGACGGAAUAACGGACGAUUGCUUUCAAUGAGCCGUACAUUUGGUAGAAUCAAUUAUUCAGAAGCGAGGCUCGCAGCAGCUCUUUUCAGACGAGUAUAUUAUACACAAUAUAAAUACACACAAACAAACAAUGCAUAAAGCGCGCUCUUUUCGCAUUUUCACGUCUGCUCGACGGAUAAUAGGAGAAAUAAGAGAAACGGAGCACGACGCGACAAUGCAGUGAUUCUCUUUACGCACGGGUUGACUUUUGCACACAAGAAUCGCCGUUUUGUGCACAUGGCAAUACACACAACGGUUGCGAUGAUAUUAUAACUAUAUUGAGAUCGAGGUGCAGUUCACUAGAUAUACUUUAUCGGCGGGUCGUCGGCGCGGAUUCGAUCCGGAUUAAAAAACGACGACGACGCGGGCGCGAGUGUGUAUUAAUUGUUCGCACGAGCACUGUAUCGCGGCGUUUGUAGCAAAAGGUGGGACAUGUUAUGAAUUUACUUUAGUAGGGGGAAAAAGAAUAUGUUGCGGAUGAGACACGAUAUGAGAUAGAGUUAUAUUCCUAUUUCAGUCGGGGUAUAUAGUUGAGGCGCUGAGGGCGUAGCGAGGGACGACGAGGGAGGAGAAUAAAGAAAAUAAUAAGAAUUAACGACGUGUAAGGCGUUUAUAUACAUAUAUAGAGCAGGAGGGAGGAUAAAGAGGGAGGAUAAGUCUUCUCUUAUGUUCGAAUUAGACGAGGAUGUAACGUGUAAAGUUAUGCGAAGGAAGGAUAUAGAAGGCGAAGAGAAGGAAAAAAAUAAAUAAAUUAAAUAAUAAUACAUCAGGUUAUCAGACGCAUUUACAUAUUUACUAGUCAGUGCAGUCCGCGGGAGGGGGAGGCGAGGACGUAAGUUGAUUGUCAUUAUCAUCAUUACUGUUAUUGAUAAUCAUACAUCAUCGUUAUAAUUGUAUUUAAUGAAUCGAGAGUGCGGCAAUUUUUGAGAGCGGCGGAUAUAUAUAUAUAUAUUAUUGUCUGAAAUUUAUUCAAUUCGUUUAUCUGCGUAGCGAAAGGGAGAAAAAAGAAAAUAAAAAUAAACUUGUUUGGUCACGUGCAAAAUUUCACCCUUAUACGAGAGAUCUGAGUUCAAUGUCGAGAUACUGUAUCAGCGAUUAUUUCAAGGUUUACUCGAAGGAUAUUACUUAUAUUAUAAGUAUGUAUUGUUUGAUUUUUGUCUAAUUUAUAUAUAAUCGGCUGUUAAUAAUAAAGAAAAUAUCGUACUUUU
Nasonia vitripennis (jewel wasp) is the source of this 7664-nucleotide messenger RNA. RefSeq names its product homer protein homolog 2 (gene homer). Bases 307 to 1593 code for a protein of 428 amino acids. Gene Ontology annotation, cellular component: cytoplasm; dendrite; plasma membrane. Gene Ontology annotation, biological process: regulation of store-operated calcium entry; G protein-coupled glutamate receptor signaling pathway. Gene Ontology annotation, molecular function: G protein-coupled glutamate receptor binding. NCBI's taxonomy places the organism in Eukaryota, Metazoa, Arthropoda, Insecta, Hymenoptera, Pteromalidae. The record is from RefSeq and is a predicted model, not a curated record. The transcript is spliced from 6 exons.